AUGAUGGCUUUCGAGACGUCUCAAAGGCAAACAAUGAUGACAAUGGCGGCGUUUGACGACGCCGUAGCAGCAGCUUUCUCGAGGUCAUCGUUCCAGCAAGAUUUCUAUGGCGGCGCCGCCGGCGCAGGCGGGGGUGCUUUGCGACUUGAGUCGCGAUCUGCUGCGGCGGCUGCUGCUGCUCCUGGCGUGACCCCGCUGAGCGGCGAAAAAGAAGAUCUUGGUGACAUUUCGCAGUGGUUACAGGCGGUCAUGAUGGGAGAGUCGCACGGAGUCCCAGGGGGGGUCGCAGGGGGGUUCACUCCAGGGGGGGUUGCAGCUGGUGCUACAGCCGGUGCUACAGCCGGUGCUACAGCCGGUGCUACAGCCAGCGCUGCAGCAGGUGCGGCAGCGGGUGCUACAGCCGAUGCUGGUGCCGGCAGUGGAGGGCGGCACAGGCAAGGGCAGCAGGCAAACAUCAAGCCUAGGUCGAUGCGAGAGCGGCGCAGGAGAGAAAGAAUAAGUGAGUCGCUGAAGCGGUUAAGGAUGACUGUGCCUCUUGACCUGCUGGGCCCGCACCGAGACCUGGGAUCCAUGAUCGAAGGAGCCGUCAACUACAUUCAAUUCAUGCAGUUGCGACUGUCGGAGCUGCAGCGGAGAGUGCUGGAGGGGGAAAUCAGAGCACGGCUUAACAGGUAG
Messenger RNA from Closterium sp. Yama58-4, 675 nucleotides. NCBI's taxonomy places the organism in Eukaryota, Viridiplantae, Streptophyta, Zygnematophyceae, Desmidiales, Closteriaceae. The record is from the annotation of a GenBank genome assembly.